Medioppia subpectinata is the source of this 513-nucleotide messenger RNA. NCBI's taxonomy places the organism in Eukaryota, Metazoa, Arthropoda, Arachnida, Sarcoptiformes, Oppiidae. The record is from the annotation of a GenBank genome assembly.
AUGAUGACCAUGGUCAUUGUAUUGAUUGCCAUUCAGGGCAGUGAUGCGGCGCCGACCAUAUGGGAAGAACUAGAAGACAGUUGGAAUGAUCUGAAAAGGGACGGAAAAAAGGCAUUUAAAGACAUUUUUCACCGAGUGGCCAUUCAGGUCAAUGAGGCUGAGCCGGGAAGGUAUAUAUGGGAGGAGUUGGAGGACAGUUGGAAUGACUUGAAACGUGACGCUAAAAAGGCAUUUAAGGACAUUUUCCACCGAGGUGAUUGCGCAUACAUCAAGGCUGACCUGGACAAUUAUAAUCGGUGUGCCAACCAGCACUACCCUGAUCAUCACAAAAAGCUACCCUUAUAUCGGCAACACUAUCGCAAAAACUCAAACACUGGCCAUAAAGUGUGUUUCCAAGAGUUUCGCAAUGGGAUGACCAAGUUUACUGAUGGAUACGACAAGUUUGACUCGUGCUUUCGCCAACACGUCCACCGUGAUCGUAUUGAAAAGUGUGCUCGCUACGUUUACGAAUGA